Molecule: messenger RNA, 2954 nt
Organism: Poecilia reticulata (guppy)
Lineage: Eukaryota; Metazoa; Chordata; Actinopteri; Cyprinodontiformes; Poeciliidae
Gene: marchf7
Product: membrane-associated ring finger (C3HC4) 7
Molecular function (GO): zinc ion binding
Source: RefSeq, a predicted model, not a curated record
CAAAUGGUGAAGAAAAAAUGAAGGGCCCCAUAAAAAAAAUGUCAAUAUCAAUUGCAUAAAUGUGUGCAGAUAAUUUCGUUCGAUAUAUCUCUUUGAUGAUUUGCACGAAGAAGCAACAGAAAACAAACUCGAGCUGAAGCCCCUCCCACCAGGUCAACGCAUAUAUCUCCAUCUGCGUCAGCUGCAUAGGGACGGACGGACGCCAUAGUUCCUGUUGUGCUAAAACAAGGAAGAGCUUAAAGCCUAGGUGAGGACAUACGGUGCAAAGCAAUCCGUGAUGGACUCCAGGUCUCGGAGACUUCCGUUUUGUCUAUCCAGCUCCAGAUCGUCCUACACCUUCACUCCGACUGUCUCCUCGUCACUGGGAUCCAGUAGGCGGUACAGCAGGGAGCCAGUGCUGAACAAUGACCGCUUCCAGAGCGCAUCAUCUCCCUACAAAGCAGACACAGAUAAACAGAGUUCUCGCCUCCUGAGCUCGUCAAGAGAUUACAGCAGUUCUGACACUCGCUCCCCCAGCUGGAAGCUGCCUUCUUUGACGCCCUCCGGCAGAUCUUACGACCGCCCCUGGGUUGAAUCAGCUCUCAGCAGUAGGAGCAAAGCGAGUGAUGCUGAAGGGAGGUCAGGGAUUUGCUCGGGUGUUCUGUCUGCCAGUGACGAUGCAGAGUCGAAAAGGGCCAAACUUUCAUACAGCAAUCGCCUGUACUCCAGAACGGCCAACACUUCGCUCACAGGUUCUGGCUACUCUAGUAACGUGCUCAGCAGCAGCAGAGGCACAAAUGACUCUCUUGAUUCAUCCUGGGGUUCAUAUCGUUUACUCUCAAGACCGACCCCUUCCUCCACGAAGCCCCUGCUGUCCUCCAGAGAGCAGGAGACGAAGAUUGAGCCCGGCCUCUCGAGUCUGGGAGAGAGAAGAGCCAGGAAUCCUGGACUGGUUUCCUCACUGUAUCAAACUGACAGGGUGACGUCCACAUAUGCACAAGGAGCUCGGCCAAAAGAAACUACCUACUCUCCCUCUUCCUCAUCUUCCGCUGUGCGGGAGAGCUCUCUGAGUCGCCACGCCUCAUCCUUCUCCUCGCAGCAGCCGACGUCAUCGCGGCUGCAUGACUUGAGCAGCAGAAGCGCGGCUCGUUUUGCAAACGCUCCACCUUCUCUCCGCUCAACUCAGGAACAAGCACGAAGCGCAGUAUCCUCUGGCGUAUUCGCCUCCCACUCCUCAUCCUCUUCCUCUUCCUCCCACACCCCCUGGCAGUCCACUGCCCUGAGCAGACCAGAGCCCGCCCUCCCACGGCCGUCCGCCGAGGACGGAGAGCCGGAAGGCCGGAGCUCCACACGCCGCUUGUUGUCUCGUCUGUUUUCGCGGCGUUCUAGCCAGGACUCUUCCAGCUGCUCAUCCAGCGUUCGCUCGCUCGAUGACGACAGCCCGUCUACCAGUGGGGAGUCGGUGGACAGCGACGAGGGAGCCGGGCCGUCCAGCGCAGACCCAGACGUUGGCAGUGCGGCGACGGCCUUGGAUAGCCUCAGGAGUCAUAGAACGGACCUUUCUACUAUCCAAGAAAGCAACCCGGGUCACGGUGGUCUGGGCCGGUCCGGAACGGCUUCAUGGAGAGAACCUUCUGUAAGCAGCGGAGGAGGAGGGAGGGGCUCAUCUUGGCUCUCUGCCCCCUUCCGAGCCCGCUGCCCCCCCCUCCUGUCCCGCCUCCGAAGGUAUGCAAGAGAAGACUCCCCUUCAGGCUCAGAGCAGGACUACAGCAGUCCGCAGCAUUUACUGAGAAGGUGGGAUGACCUGGAGCAUAAAGCAUCGCAUGAUGAUGAUGAGGAAGAAGAGGAGGAGGAGGAGGAAGAAGAAGAAGAUGAUGAUGAAGACGACGAGGAGGAGGAGGAAGGAGCGUUUGCUUUGGAUUCUUUCGCUGAGUCUUAUGCUGAUGGAAUAGAGGAUGAAGCGUUGCCUGACCUGGAAGUUGUGUUUUCACCUCGCCGGCGGCUGGGAGUUCUGGAAAACCUUUCAGCCGCUGUGGGACGCGGCGAGAGGCAGCUGGAGCCGGACCAGAAGGAGAAGACGCUCUCCAGCAAGGAUCAGGAGAAGCUGCGCGAGAUCAAAGAGAAACUAUUAAUGGAGGAUUCCGACGAGGAGGAAGGAGACCUGUGCCGAAUCUGCCAGAUGCGAGAGGAAUCUUCCUCCAACCCCCUGAUCCAGCCUUGCCACUGCACCGGCAGUCUGCAGUUCGUCCACCAGGAAUGCAUUAAGAGGUGGCUCCGCUCCAAAAUCAGCUCAGGAACAAACCUUGAAGCAGUCACAACAUGUGAGCUCUGUAAGGAGAAGCUGCGCUUGAAUAUUGAUAACUUUGACAUCCAAGAGUUGUACAGAACUCACGUCCAGUCGGAAUAUGAUGAAUUCAUCAGCAGCGGCCUCUACCUGGUGGUCCUGCUCCACUUCUGCGAGCAGCGGUUCUCCGAUGUGCUCGGAGCUGUCGACGCAGCCGGGUUAUUCAACCUGGUGAGAAUUCUACAUGAACACAUGGACAGUCUUGAAACUCCCAAUGGAGAAAGCGACGAGGAAGACCAGGACAGCCGGCCGUCUAUUGACUUCUCCGACCUGGACUAUGACGAAGAGUACUGAUCAUCUUACCAUGACGUAGUUGUUAUAGCUCACUCGGUUUUUCGCCCUUCGCUAUGAUGUCAUGUUCAAGUGCAUCUGCAGCAAGAUACCAUGUGCACAGAACAUGUUUUACCAUUGUCGCCGGUGGCUUUCGCACAUAUGCAAACUUGGGAUGAAUUAAUGCAUAAUAUUUUAAGUAAGACCACUCUGUCUGUCUGUCUGUUUUUUUUUUUUUUUUUUGGUUGUGCAUUUUAAUUUAACUUUAAAUAAAUCUUUUUAACGGUCAUACCACAAGUGCUUUAAUGGUUAAAUGAGGACAAGAACUUUUUACUCCGAUUAAAAAUACUUCAAGUCAGAA